This is a messenger RNA of Hibiscus syriacus, 2527 nucleotides long. RefSeq lists its product as uncharacterized. The record is from RefSeq and is a predicted model, not a curated record. Bases 1 to 2436 code for a protein of 811 amino acids. Lineage: Eukaryota; Viridiplantae; Streptophyta; Magnoliopsida; Malvales; Malvaceae. The transcript has 8 exons. Gene Ontology annotation, molecular function: helicase activity.
AUGGAUGAGAGCCCAUAUCACAGUAGAGAGGAUAGAAACGAGAGUAGAAUUUCCUUAGCAAGUGAUCUGGGAGAUGAGUUCGUCCCAAACACAGAGUUUGAAGAGCCCGAAGGUGAGGGGGUAGAUGAGGCAAACUUCUUUAGAAAUUUGACCGCUACCAUGUAUCGUAUAGCUAGAGCCCUUCCUAGAACGCCUGCUACCCCACCUGCUCAGGAUGUAGCUCCAGCAUUGUCCCAGCAGACAGCUCCAUCAGUUCAAAGAGGCGGAGAGUUUGAGAGAGGAGAGAGUUCUUCUGGUCAGACUGAUAGAGAUAUUCAGAGGAAGCAGACUGCAUCGACUAAAAAAAAUAUGAGUUUCAUUGAUACUGUGUUUCAAUGGACCCUCGAAGACGUCUUCAAUGAUGGUCUUUAUAAGGAUCAGCUUCUGGAAUAUCUUACAGUGGAGGUGAUUCCGGUUUCGUUUCAGUCCGUGGGGCAAUAUUUUAGGUCAUAUCAUUUUCCUUUGUUAGAAGAGACAAGGGCAGCUAUCCGUUCAUCAAUGGAAAUUAUUGAUAGAGCACCAUAUGCCGAAGUGACAUAUCUUAAUGAUGUGAAACCAAAUGGAGCAUUGUUGUUUAAUGUGGAGGUUGAUAGGAGAAACAGGUUCAGUGAUCACGAGAAGGAGCCGUAUAAAACGUUGUCUGGUGAUGUUUUGAUCAUAACUGAUGUGAAACCGGAAACUGCUUCUGAUUUACAAAGGAUAGGAAAGACAUGGAUUUUUUCCCUGGUCAUAGAUAUUCAAAAUGAUGACGAUGAGGGUGACGACGAAGAUAAUAGCUCAUCGUUGUCAUUCAAAGUGAAAACACUGGAAAACGUCGUUUCUAAAGAUUAUUUGCAGAAAUCACUAUAUGUUGUUCACUUGACAAAUGUAACCACAAACAGACGGAUAUGGAAUGCAUUGCACAUGAUGAGAAACACGACGAUUAUCAACGAAAUUUUGCACACUGAUUCUGUGGUAGCGGAAAGCUGCGGGUUCUGUUCCUCGGAGAUUGAUGGAAACUGGAAUGAGACUUUUCUGACAAGUUUGCUAUCUCAACUGAAUGAGUCACAAAAGAAUUCUAUCGUUGCUAGUCUCAACAAAAUGCAGUGCAACCACAAGUCUCAUGUGGAACUUAUUUCGGGGCCACCGGGAACUGGGAAAACUAAAACUGUUAGUGUGCUUCUGUUUGCACUGUUGAGAAUGAAGUAUAGGACACUCACUUGCGCCGCAACAGAUGUUGCAAUUACAGAAGUAGCUUCUCGUGUCUUAAAGCUGGUAAAAGAAGCUAACAAAACAUGCUCUGUGGCAGAUGACAGUUUUUGUUCCUUGGGAGACAUCCUCUUAUUUGACAGCAAGGAGAGAAUUAAAGUCGAUCAUGAGAUUCAGGAAAUAUUUCUGGAUUAUCGUGUAAAACAGCUUAAGGAGUGCUUUGGACCAUCAGGUUGGUGGCACUGUUUCACUUCAAUGAUUACUUUUCUUGAAGAUUGUGUCCCUCAGUACCAUAUUUUCUUAAAAAAUGAAUCGACCGAAGUGAGCGAACAUGGUAGAGAAGAUGAAAACCAGGAGAAAGAUUGUUGCAGUGAAACAGAUUGUAAGAAGGGGAUACACAAAUCAUUUAUUGAGUAUGCGAGGGAAAGAUUUGCUGCUACAGCAUUGUCUCUGAGAAGAUGUGUCUCAAUUUUACACACUCAUAUUCCCAAAAUCUACUUUGAGGAACAUAUUUUCGAAGACCUUGAAACACUUUUAGGCCUGCUCGAUUCUUUUGAAACUUUUCUUUCCGUUGAUGGUAUAACUUCUGAUGAAGUGGAGCUCAUUUUACACUCAAAAGAGGAUAAAUUGUUUCCUCAAAAACUAUGUGAUCCGUAUCACUCAUUGUGCUCUAUAAGAAGACAGUGUCUUUCUGUUUUGAAAGCCCUUCGAGAUACUCUUUGUGAACUUAAACUGCCAAGUGAAAUGAACAAAGCUUCCAUUGUACAAUUCUGCUUUCAAUCAGCUUCUUUACUCAUUUGCACUGCAUGCAGUUCUUAUAAACUCUAUAAAGUUGAAAUGAAACAACUCAAUGUGUUGGUAAUUGACGAAGCAGCGCAGUUGAAAGAAUGUGAAUCAGCCAUUCCCAUGCAAUUGCCGGGCAUAGCACAUUCAGUUCUUAUUGGUGAUGAAUGGCAAUUUCCUUCUACACUUCUAAGCAAUGUUUCUAGUGAAGCUGGCUUUGGAAGAAGUCUAUUUCAAAGGUUGACUACUUUGGGUCAUUCAAAGCACCUACUGAAUAUUCAGUACAGAAUGCAUCCAUCAAUUAGUUUCUUUCCAAAUUCAAGUUUCUAUAAUAACCAGAUCCUGGAUGCAAUUGAUGUUAAGCAUAUAAGAGUUACGAGAAACGUUAUCUUCCAUGGCCUAUGUUUGGUCCCUACUCCUUUUUAAAUGUCUCUGGAAAAGAAGAAAAGGAUGGUUUGGGGCAUAGCUACAGGAAUAUGGUUGAAGUAGCCGUCGUGAAGAUGUUGGUGCAAUCUCU